Molecule: messenger RNA, 1285 nt
Organism: Panonychus citri (citrus red mite)
Lineage: Eukaryota; Metazoa; Arthropoda; Arachnida; Trombidiformes; Tetranychidae
Gene: kri
Product: uracil phosphoribosyltransferase homolog
Exons: 3
Coding region: 518-1180 (220 amino acids)
Source: RefSeq, a predicted model, not a curated record
UCUAAUUAUCCACUAAUUUAAUUGUUCUGAUUCCAUUUUAAUCAAUUGGAAAUGUUUGGUGUUAAUUGUUGAAAACUUUUUCGAUCGUUGGUUUAUUGCUGCCUGGUUCUUGGAUUAAAUUUACUGGAAAUUGUUGCUUUUUCGGCGAAUCUUGUUGUUAUUAAUUCAUUUUCGCAAUUUAAUUAGCUUUUUAAUUGUUUUUCGUUUAUAAUUAAUUUUUUUUUUCAAUAUUUUCUUCAGUAUAUAAUUACAACUCUUUCUCAUUUAGAUUUCUUUUCAAUUCUUUUUAUUUAUUUACUGUUGUUGUUGUUUUUCCUUCUCCUUUUUCUGAGUUUUGUUUUGUUUUCCUUUUGCUGAUUUGGAAAAUUAAUUGUUUCUAACUUAUAAUCAAUCCUUUUAAUUCAUUGGAAGUUAAUUCUGUAUAAUCAACUUAAAUUUCUCCAUCUUAAUCGGUAAAUUCUUCCAAUCAUAUUCUUGAUUCUCAAUUAUCUCUUUCUCUGUGUGUUAUAACAAUAAAAUGGACAAUCCGGUUGGAAUGGACAAUAAACCAAUCGCUAGGACAAAUUUUGGAUCCAAUUUCAAAAUUAUACCAACGAAUGAUCAAAUUAAGGAAUUACAAACAGUAAUUAGAGAUAGAUCAACCUCUCGAAGUGAUUUCGUUUUCAAUGCUGACCGUUUAAUUAGAUUGGUUGUUGAAGAAGGUCUUAAUAGUCUACCUUAUGGAGAUAUGGAUAUAAUUACACCGACCGGUGAAACUUACAAUGGAUUAAAAUUUCUUAAAGGUAAUUGUGGUGUUUCAAUUGUCCGUAGUGGUGAGGCCAUGGAACAAGGUUUACGUGAUUGUUGCCGUUCCAUUCGUAUUGGUAAAAUACUUAUACAAAGUGAUGAGGAUACUCACGAAGCUCGAGUUCUUUAUGCCAAAUUUCCCGAAGAUAUUGCCGAUCGAAAGGUUUUACUCAUGUAUCCAAUUAUGAGCACUGGAAAUACGGUUAUCAAAGCAAUUAAGGUUCUUAAAGAUCAUCAUGUUAAAGAAUCAAAUAUUAUUCUUCUCAAUUUAUUCUGUACACCUUCAGCUGUUUCUAUGGUCACUAAGGCUUUUCCAUUGAUGAUAGUUCACACUACUGAAGUUCAUCCGGUUGCUCCUAAUCAUUUUGGACAGAAAUACUUUGGAACAGAUUAAUCAAUUAAUUGUUAAAAUAGAUUGUUGUGCCUGUUGAUCAAAUUAUCAAUCAGAAAUCUAGACUUGAAAAACUUUAUAAAAAGUUAACCAAUUGAAAUAAUCAAA